CAGACUUGUCUCGAACAACAUCUUUAAAUGAUCAUCAAAUAAUCUGCAUAUGUACAUAUACUGCAACAUCUUUUGAAGAUUGAGUUCUCAAAAAUGGACUACAGCUAUGGGCAACCCAUGGAUAACGUCGAUGCAUCAACUCUGUUGUCAUACCAAAUCACAACAUUCAAUAUAGUAAUGACUUUAUUUUCGUCAUUAAUGCGGUUCACCACAAUUAUUCUUAACUGGAGCCUGGCAUAUGAUUACUGGAUAUCUGAAUCAUAUGCUUAUUGUUAUUGGACAAUUUUAUCAAUAAUAAUACCCAUGACAUUGACGUCGCUGAUAUACUCAAACAUACUAAUUGUAAGCAACUUGGGUAAAAAAUCUAUAAUCUUUUCGGACCACUUACGGAAACUUGUUCUCUCAUAUUUGUUUCGAGAUACACGUACUCUGAAUUGGACAUUGAAAUAUAAGCAAGCAAAAAAUCGCGGGGACAAGGUCACUGAGAUUGAAUGUUAUCACAGCUUUUUAAAGGAAGAGUGUAACGUUGGCUUUAUUCGACUCUUUGAUUCGUUCUUAGAAACUGCUCCCCAAAAAAUAUUGCAAUUAGCAAUUGUAUUGGGAAAUAUCAAAAGUCUAACGUAUUUGCGUGCGCUGACUUUUUCAAUAUAUUUCCUAAGUAUUGCAUGGUGCUUAGUGGCUUAUAACCGAUCUAAUCGCUUGGCCCAGUUAGAUAAAUACGAUAUUGGAACGAAGGGACUAAUCGUACAAUUUUGGUUUCUUUUAUGCUUAUCUGCUUCACGUACCUUAUGCCUUGCAUUUAUGGCCAGUACACUGCCAAAGGAAACUUGUAUAGCCUGUAUACUACAAAUAAUUCUAAGCGCUACUUUAGUUUUUAUUGUGGACACACCAAAGUUUGCAAAAUCUGUCGCAUUAAAUUAUAUAUUGUGCUUUGCAUUUGGAGUAGUGUAUCUAUUUAUUUAUACACCUGUUAAAGAUGCCCCCACAAAGUAUAAAUAUUUAUGUUAUUUAACGUUUUGUUUAUUGCAAAAUAUUGUAGUUUGUAUAGUUUAUGUACCAUUAUAUCUGGCCAUUGCAAUUAAUGUAUUAUACAUAAUCGGAAUUGUCCUUAUUAUCUAUUAUUAUUUAGAAUGCCAUCCAGGAAUUACAUCAAGCGUAUUUUGAUAAGAACUUAAGCAAUAGAUAAAACGAAAGUGUAAGACAAUAAUAAAUGAAUUCAUUAACAUGACUGAA
Drosophila innubila is the source of this 1233-nucleotide messenger RNA. RefSeq names its product XK-related protein 6. The record is from RefSeq and is a predicted model, not a curated record. Gene Ontology annotation, biological process: apoptotic process involved in development; engulfment of apoptotic cell; phosphatidylserine exposure on apoptotic cell surface. Gene Ontology annotation, cellular component: plasma membrane. The coding region runs from base 94 to 1164 and encodes 356 amino acids. The transcript has 5 exons. Lineage: Eukaryota; Metazoa; Arthropoda; Insecta; Diptera; Drosophilidae.